AUGGCGCAGUUCGCGCACGGCAUCUCGGCGCUGGACGUGACGCCGUCCGCGGCGCUCAGCGCGCCCGUGUGGCUGCUGGGGCGGCGCUACGAUGACGUGGCGGCCGCGGACUUCGACGCCUACAAGCGCAGCUUCGAGGCCAUCCUGUGGUUCACGUACCGCCGCGACUUCCCGCAGAUGACGCCCUACGACUUCACCUCGGACGCUGGCUGGGGCUGCAUGCUGCGCUCGGCGCAGAUGCUGCUGGGGCAGGCGCUGCAGCGCCGGCUCCUGGGCCGCGACUGGCGGCUGCCGGCGCUGUUCGAGGCCGAGAUCGACGCGCGCCUGCCCGACAAGUACGUGACGCUGCUGCGCUGGUUCGCGGACUCGCCCGACAUCGAGUGCCGAUACUCGAUCCACCACAUGGUCAAGCUGGGCAUGCAGUACGACAAGCUGCCGGGGGAGUGGUACGGCCCCACGACGGCCGCUCAAGUGCUGAGGGACCUGGUGAACCUCCACCGCCGCGAGUUUGGAGGGGAGCUGGCCAUGUACGUGCCUCAAGAAGGUGUGGUGUACACGGACGACGUGACGAGGCUCUGUUUCUUUGACCCUCUGCUGCAUCCCCCCACAGCCGAGGACAGCAGUGACUGGAGCACGGCACUGUUGAUCUUGAUCCCGCUAAGACUCGGACUCGACCAGGUGAACGAACGCUACGUGCCGGCGCUGGAGAAGACCUUCGCGUUCCCGCAGAGCGUCGGCAUCAUUGGAGGCAAGAAGGGUCACUCGGUGUAUUUCGUCGGCACGCAGCAAGAUCAGCUGCAUCUCCUGGAUCCGCACGACGUGCAUCCCGCUCCAGAACUCAACCCGGCCUUCCCCACAGCCACACAUUUACGCACAGUGCACUCCUCUCGCCCGCUCGUGAUGAACGUGACUGGCAUCGAUCCGUCGUUGGCACUGGGCUUCUUGUGUGACAACCGUGCUGACUACGAGGACUUCGAGAGGCGCGUACGUAUUCUCCACGAUGAAGUAAAGGCUGAUGGUGGCAUGUGCCCGUUCUCCGUCGCUGCUCACCGGCCGGACUACGCUGCAAGUGGAGGCGACCUGCUCAUGGCUGAUUGCCUCUCGGGUGACGACAUGAACGAGGAUGAAAUUGCAAGUGCUUCAGGCGGGGUAUCUGGCACCGGGGAAGAUGAUGAAGAUGACUACGUCCUUCUUUGA
This is a messenger RNA of Phytophthora sojae, 1197 nucleotides long. RefSeq lists its product as hypothetical. NCBI's taxonomy places the organism in Eukaryota, Oomycota, Peronosporomycetes, Peronosporales, Peronosporaceae. The transcript has 3 exons. The record is from RefSeq and is a predicted model, not a curated record. The coding region runs from base 1 to 1197 and encodes 398 amino acids. Gene Ontology annotation, molecular function: protein-phosphatidylethanolamide deconjugating activity.